GUUCAGGCGCAGUUCUAAUCGCGAACGUGCGCCGUGUGGUCGGCGGGAAAGCUCGACGCCUGAGCGUGUGCUCCAUCCCGUGUUUGUGGUGUGUGCUUCUGCCGGCGACGAAACCGAAGCCUGCCUCUCGAAGUCGGCGUCGUUGCAUUCUAGGUUUUCUUUUUCUCUUUCUCUUUACUCUAUUCCCGGUCAGGUUCUCAGACACCGACGGCCUAUCACUCUCUCGAAUUGCGCCUGCGAGCCGAUCAAAGCGCGCAUUCGAAACUGACGUUGAGAAAACAAGUGCUUGGUGGCAAGGUUGCGCAGAAAAGAAAGAAAAAGUGAAGUCCGAGGCACGACGUUAACAGCAACGGUUACAACAACGGUUCGGCGAGAGCGGUGUUGAGAAAGCCGAAUCGAAUCAAUCUCAUUCCCUUAAGGCUCUGCGCGGCCUGUGACGGAUCGAGCGGCGAACAGCGUCGCGACGACGAGGACGCGGAUCCGCCAAGGCAUCACUUGGAAAGCGGGUGACAGCCCGGCCGGUGGCACGAGAAAUUGAACGACAACGACGCUGUGUGGAGAGAUGACGUUUUGAGUGGAAAGCCUGUCGGCCGCGGCGCGUCGUCUGCUGCUGCAGCGAGCGGCACCACGCGUUCUCCGUUAGUGACACGCGCAUCGUCUGGUCAUCCCUUCUUGUCGUCUGCUCAGCGGCCGUUUGCAUCUGCUGAUGCUCCUGUGAGGAUGUGUUGAUAUGUGCCUCCCCGAACUCGGAUAUACCUAACGUCGGGCUGAAGGCGGCCGUCGUGUGCCCGCAUCGGCGGGCUCGCUCAAUAACGGCGAAAAGCCCGAGGGGGGCGCCCAUUGGCCGACCCAUGACGGGCCGCAGCGGUGGCGUGCUGCGUGCGCAUGCGCGGAGGGAGGCGGUGCCACCUGGCGGAGGGCACCAGCACCAGCCGGCGGCGGCGGCAGCGGCGCACCAGGUUCGAGAGCAGCAGUCGCGGCACGGUCGCAAACUGAGCAACAUGGACUACUACGGCGCCGUGGCGCUCGUCUCCGGAUGGGCCUGUCUCCUUUACUGGAACACGCUGGACGCGGACUUCGCCUACGAUGACAGCCGCGCCAUCCGGAGCAACCAGGACCUGCUGCCGAGCUCUCCGCUGGCGUCGCUCUUCCGCAACGACUUCUGGGGCACGCCGCUGACCCACAGCGGCAGCCACAAGUCGUACCGGCCGCUGUGCGUGCUCUCCUUCCGGCUCAACUACCUGCUCGGCGGAUACGAGCCGCGCGGCUACCACCUGCUCAACGUGCUGCUGCACGGGCUCGUCUCGGCGCUGUUCACAGCGCUGGCGGCGCGGCUGUUCCUCAACCAGUGGCUGCCCACGCUGGUGGCCGGCUUCCUGUUCGCCUCGCACCCGGUGCACACCGAGGCCGUGGCCGGCAUCGUGGGGCGCGCCGACGUGGGCGCGUGCCUCUUCUUCCUGGGCUCGCUGCUGGCCUACGUGCAGUACUGCAAGUACCGCGACAAGGAGCUGCGCGCCGAGCGCCGCUGGGCGCCGCUGUACGCGUCGCUGGCGCUGGCCGGCUGCUCCAUGCUCACCAAGGAGCACGGCAUCACGGUGCUGGCGGUGUGCGCCGUGUACGACGUGUUCGUCAACCACAAGGUGGCCCCGAGGGACCUCCCUUCGCUGCUCGUCAGCAAGCGGCACCCGGGCCUGUGGGAGGGCCUGCUGCACCUGUGCUUCGCGGGCGUCACGCUGAUCGGCCUCCGGCUGCACCUGAUGGGCGCCCGGGCGCCGGACUUCGCGCCGGCCGACAACCCGGCCGCCGACAGCGACAGCCUGCUCACGCGCACCCUCACCUUCCUCUACCUGCCGGCGUUCAACUUCUGGCUCCUGCUGUGCCCGCGCUGGCUCAGCUUCGACUGGUCCAUGGAGGCCAUCCCGCUGGUGCAGAGCCUGGCCGACGCGCGCAACCUGCUGAGCGCCGCCUUCUACGGCGGCCUCUUCCACCUGGUCGCGCUGCUCGUGCGGCUGGCCAACUGGCGCCGCGGCGCGCCCCCCUGCCACUGCAGUGCCUUCCAGCCCAAGCCGGCCUCGCUGCUGGCGCUCUCCUCCGGCGGCAAGUCGUCGUACGGCAAGCGCUUCUCCAACAACAACAACUGCAACAGCUACAGCAACGGCGGCAACGGCAACGGCCUGGUCUCCUCCUGGAGCUGCGGCAGCUGCUCGUCGGCCUCGUCCUCCUCGUCCGAGUGCUCCGAGUCCACGAACGGCGGCGGCGGCGGCCCCGCGGUGGCCAGCGCCCUGUCCAACCAGCAGCUGGACGCCACUGUGCUCGCGCUGGCCCUCGUGGUGCUGCCGUUCGUGCCGGCGACGAACGUGUUCUUCUACGUGGGGUUCGUGGUCGCCGAGCGCGUGUUGUACGUGCCCUCGAUGGGCUACUGCCUGCUGGUCGCCGUGGGCGCCGACCAGCUGUGCGGGUUCGCCCGGCGCGCGGCGCGCCACGGACACGGCGGCCACGGCGGUGGCGAGACGCUGCGCAAGCUGGUGCUCGCCGCGCUCGUGGCGCUCGUGCUGGUGCUCUCACUGAGGACGGUGCGCAGGAACAGGGACUGGCUCACCGAGGAGGACCUCUACCGGUCGGGCAUCCACAUCAACCCGCCAAAGUCUUACGGCAACCUAGCCAACAUCCUCAGCGCGCAUGGCAAGAAGGCCGAGGCCGAGUGGGCCUACAAGAAGGCGCUCACCUAUCGCUCCAACAUGGCCGACGUCCACUACAACCUGGGAAUUCUACUGCAAGAGCAGAACCGGUUGGAGGAAGCCCUUCAGAGCUACAAACUUGCGAUCCAGUUCAGGCCGAGGCUUGCAAUGGCACACCUCAACAUGGGCCUCGUCCUUGGCAUCAUGGGCAGGAAAGAGGAAGCCAUCGAAGUGUACCGGCACUGUGCCCAGCUUGACAGCGCGGGCCUCAAGGACCCCAAGACUCACGAGAGCACCAAGAUCUCGGCCCUCUUCAACCUUGGUAGGCUCUACGCCGACGAAGGCAAAUACAAGGAGGCGAUCAGAGUUUACCAAGAAGCGGUUGCCAAGAUGCCGGAUCACUAUCAGCCGCAGUCUCUCUACAACAUGAUGGGCGAGGCAUACUUCAAGCUCGGGGACUUUGCCGAAGCGGAGCGAUGGUACAAAGAAGCCCUCAAAGCGAAGCACGACCACAUCCCAGCGCACCUGACCUACGCCAAGCUCCUGUCUAAACUGAACAGGCCCACCGAAGCGGAGCAGUGGUUCCUUCGGGCGAAAGGGUUAGCCCCGAACGACUCCAGUGUGUACCAGCAUUAUGGUCAGUUCCUGUCCGAGUCUGACCGGCACAUGGAGGCCGCCGAACUUUACCUUCGAGCCGCCGCGCUCGCACCCGAUGAGUACGAGAUCAUCUUCAACGCCGCUAACACGCUGAGGCAAGCGGGAAGGAAUGCUGAAGCCGAGGCCUUCUACUACACUGCAGUGAAGUUGCGACCCGGUGAGGUCACGAGUCACAUGAACCUCGGCGCCAUGUUGCACGUCAACGGGAAGCUGCUCGAGGCCGAGUCAAGCUACCUCGAGGCGCUACGGUUGAAGCCAGACGACCCUAUAACGCAAAACAACCUGCAGAAGCUUCGAAACUUGCUCGCCCAGAAAGGGCUUCGGGCCGCCACCACCAUAGUCAGCAACCGGCGGUAGCGGCGUCGUUGUCCGCGGAGAUCUUCAAGUAACACAGCGCGAGGUACCGCCGGAACCGGAAACACCUCAGCAGCGCAUUGCGCGCAGAAGGCGCGACGACGUCGACGACGCUGGAGCUGCGCGGCCGGCACAGCCUGCGGCAGCCGCACAUCCUAGCCGCUGCUUGCUCGUCUGCGGAUUUCGCCUGCCAAGUUUCGUCGUGGCCUCCGAGAUUCGGCGGCGCUUGCUGACUAAGGAGGUUGCUUGGGGCUGACACCCCUCGCCGCCCGAUAUCGGAGGCCAUGCUUUCGUCUGCGAACUUCGCUUCGCCGCCAGGAGUCGCCUGCGAAGCGCCGGCAGCUGCACGGCGCCUCUACAGCGUGACGUCACCGGCGCCGAUCCCAGACGUGUUUUGUUUCACACUCGCUUGUACUAUUGCUGUUGUCGUGUCGCUUCGGGUUUGUCCCCGGAAAGCGACAGAGAAAACACUUGUGUCCUACUAGACUGAUCGCAAACUGACUAUCGCCGUUGAGUGACCGCACAGAGCCUAGUCAGUCCUCUCCCCGACUCCCUUUUCCCAACUUUUUAUUUAUAACGCUUUUUUUACGCGUUUCGUCUGGCAAGCCUAUAGCAGCUCUGGAAGCGAGUGACGACUUUUGCGCCGCAGUUGUUACCGCACAGUGAGCCUCUGGAAACGGAACUUUAGUCCCUCGUUGGCUUUUCUUUUUUUCUUGUCGGAAUGUCAAGGGGAGGAAAACGGAAGUGCAGUGAACACGUUACUUAGUCACAAGUGUGUCUGGCCGGACUCGAUGCAGUAUGAACCAUUUGAGUUUCUUCUGGUUUUCUUUUCGCCCGUAUCUGUGUGUAUGUAUAUAACGGGUUUAUUGUCGCGUUUCUAUCUCUCUCUCGAAAUAUCUGCUGCUGCACUUCGUCGAUUAUGUUAUUCCUACGAGAAGCAACAGGUCUAGUCAAAGUGCCGACGCUCCGCUGUGGCUUGUCCGCUGUAAAUUACAUCGCUCGCUUGAACGGAUGUUCCUUUCCUUUGUUUGUACACGCCCUGUAUUUUUCCAACCUUUUUUGUGUUGAACCCAAAGCCCACGGUCACGUGUAGUGCUUACUAAUAAGCCUUCGCGUUUAGGAAUGAAGUGGGAGAGUAGUUGCCGAAAGAGAGAGAGAGAGACACCCUAUUCUUUAUUUUUCUCUCUCUCUUUUCCUCUGUGAAGGAACGGAAGAAGGAUAUAGAGAUGGAAGAAAAGAUAAAUCUAUAUAUUGAGUUGUGAUAUGCGCGUUUUUCGGUUUCUCCUUUCUGACGCAAUCUUCUGGCGCACACACGACCAAACUUUUUGCUUCCAUGUGUAGAUCGACGGAAAGGACAUAGUAUAUAUAUAAAUAUUAUACUUAUCUCGGCACAUCCAUCGUCCUUGUGUACAGAGAGAGCCAUGUAGAUAGACAACGCGCGGCAAUACAUGUGCCGAGAUCCUGCAGGAAUUUGUUCUAAACUGAUGGUAACCGAGACCUACUUCUUUCUUGGCUUCGCGAAUUACACUUCUUAAAAGAAAAAAAAAAUGGUGGAAUACCGAAUGUGACGCAGUCAUUGCAGUGCUUUCGUAGCUUACAAUAGCAGUGGCUGGCUGUGUGCGAUUUUUUUUUCUUUCUCGUCUUCUAUAAACUUCCCCUAGAGUCGAAAGCAGAAUUAUCUGCAAAGAAGGCUACCAAGGCUUUUACAAAAAAGUAUUUUAUAUGGGAGGUUCUACGUCCUCUUGUAAAAGCUAAUCUGAAAUCCUCGUCAAUUCACGAUGCUUUACGAGACUUUAAUCGUCGCUCUACGGUGACCACCGUCGCAAAUACAACAUUGAUUAUAUUUUUUCAAGAUAUUUCUUUCAAACGUACUCAACAUAAAACACAAAAACAAAAUCUGCAUCUAACUUUUUUCUUUUUGUACCCAUUCAAGAACUGAAAAGGCUAUACUCUAAAGGCCACCGAUUCCUUAGACGGAAGCCGCACAUCUUUCCCGAGGAGACGCGAGAUUUGCUUUUCUUCGUGAUAUUUCUCUUCUACAGAUGCUGAAAUAUAAGUACUCGGAGGCUCAAAUUUCAGAUCCACUGUUCGCGAAGCUAUAAGCUCGAAAACCGGCAUUCAUGUUAUGUAAAUAUCGAUACCUGCUUCCGCUUUUCCGCCGGGAUGUGGACUCCUCUUGGCGUUUACUAUUAUUAGUAGUACCACUAUUUUUCCUUAAUUUAGCAGCGAAUGUCUUGUUCAUUCGUGAAGAAAUUCUAGGUCACUGACGACGUUGGAUUUCUCUGUGCUCGCUUUUCUUUACCUUUCUUCUUAAAGGCAAUGUGGACGUAUUGGAGCGUUCCCAGUAACGUUCCCUUGAUCUGCCACUGUAAUUAACAGAUGAAGUAUGAGAGAUUAAAAAGAGAGAGAGAGAGAGGAAGUGAUAGCCACGUGAUUUCUAUAGGCUGCUUGGGAGCGAAAGCAAUCUUCUCUGGCCUUUUCUGUUCCCUCGAGAGCAGCCGGCCGGCCUUUUAAGUUAUUUAUAUUUAUGGCAUCCCUGUGUUUGGUUGUUUUGUUUUCUCGCUAGACCAUCGCUAAGGUCUGUAAGCGCACCCCGGGAUUAAAAGGUUCUCUUCCGCACUACGAAACUGAGGUUUAGUCUUUUUUUUUUUUUCCAAACAGCAGUGUGACGAUAUGAACGUUUUUUUCUGUCUGUUAUGUCUCGGCGCAAGAACACGCAGUGGUAUCGCGUGAUUCGGUUUGUUGUGUUUGUGCGCGUGAUUCGCGCCAGGAAAUGUUUAAUCGCGAGUUUCCCGCGCGAUCGCACGCUUUCCCUGCACCGCGUGUUGUACUCCGGCUAAUCCCGCGUUCGUGGCAGAUUUGCCGACGCGGAGAUUAGCGGAAGCUUGUAGUGGAUUGCUGCUUCUUGUGCGCCCAUAGUCACGAACCUAUAUUUAAACAAGAGAAUUUCUGUGCAUCUCGUUUUGAGAUAACGGAUGAACUUUCCCUCUUGUUUCUCGUUAACACUUGCCCCACAUGCAGUGAUAAAAAUAUAUAUAUAUAUUUCAGGAAAAUGAAUUCUUGCAUCAGCCAAACAAUGUGGAAACUAAUAGUUCAGCAUCUCAGUCUCGACACAUGAUGUUAAAACAAAUGACGACCUUCUUUGAAGGCCGUGGGAAUAAAAAGUGACGACUGAAAUCAUUAUUGAAGGAAGUACCUGAAACUCCAGAUGCUUCCAAAGGUCACAGUAUGAACUGAUACCUUUCAGCGGUAUCACUUUUUUUUUAAAAUAUACUAUAAUUGCCCAAUUCAGUGGGCAAAACACGCGUCACUCCAGCGAGGUACUGUGUCCGAUACCAUGCCACGCACACAGGGCGGUAUCUCAGCAAACGAUUCAGAUUACCGUCGCAGCUUUGGUUACAUUGUAAUUGACAAAAUUAGGCAAAGAUACGCCGUGCGGACGGUUUCUAUGCUUCUUUCUCGCCAGAACUUUUCGAGUCAUAUAUUUUUUUUAGCAAUGAAACUCGAUUUAAAGUGGGAUUGUUCCUUUGCUUCUUAUUCUUCUUGUAUCGUUAGGUGUAGCAAGUUUGGUCACGUGACUUUGGGCGAACAAGACAAGCAGCUUUCUCCUUUGUGAUGCUCGGUGCACCGUUUGUUCCAUAAACCGUUGCGAUUCCCGAUUUGUCUCGUUUCGCUCGCUGCCCACGUGUGCAUACCACAGGCGUCGUCCCACGGCGCCCAUGCACGAAAGCCAACGUGUGCCGAAAUGUUAAAUAAAAAAGAAAUUAUAAUAAUGAAAGAAGGAUGACGUUAUUAAACUUGAAAUGAACGCGCACGCGUAAUAAAAUUUAGGCUUUCCUAAACAGUUCUGUACAAUACAUUAAGAUAUUUACAAAUAAAUUUUUGAAUCUAAAGA
Messenger RNA from Dermacentor albipictus, 7584 nucleotides. RefSeq names its product Transmembrane O-mannosyltransferase targeting cadherins 2 (gene Tmtc2). NCBI's taxonomy places the organism in Eukaryota, Metazoa, Arthropoda, Arachnida, Ixodida, Ixodidae. Gene Ontology annotation, molecular function: mannosyltransferase activity; protein binding. Gene Ontology annotation, cellular component: endoplasmic reticulum membrane. Gene Ontology annotation, biological process: protein O-linked glycosylation via mannose. The record is from RefSeq and is a predicted model, not a curated record.